AGUCACCGAGAGCUCAAUAGAGAGAGACUAGGAGUCAAUCCGAUAGAUGGGCCUUCAUCUGGCCGGCUCGGGGGCGUGUGGUUAUCGCCCCUCCCGCGACUUGGAGAGCUUUUCACGGAUCUUCAAAGCCGCUCCGGCAGACGACACAAGGCGCAAGAGCCCCCCAAAGUUGCAGCGGUGACUGGCGCUGAGGAUAGCGCCUUUGCCUCUCUCUGCACACAUACACACACGGAAUUUGUUCGUUGCAUUUCACUCUUAUUUUUUUCACCUCACGAUGCGCUUGAAAGGUUUAGGCAAAGCAAAAGUAUUUCUAUCGCGUCCUCAAGCUUCAAGGAUUACAUAUUCUCGAAAAAAUUUCCUACUUUUCAGUUUUCUACGUUGAACAUAGCUAAAUAUAUUCUGGAUAUUUGCCGUUUUCCCCCACAAUAUUUGCUAGUGAUGAAGAGUCAUCAUAAAGUUUAUCAUAACAAAAAUCACUAUGAAUUAGCUGUAAAGGUUUAGAAAAAUUACUUCGCUAAAAAAUACGGUUUACAACAUAAUUUUCCCAAACUUAUUACCCUCUUGAGAAUUCCAUAAAUACUCGUCGGUGUUUCCAAAAUCCAUCGGAAUGGAGUAAGCCAAGAUUUUCCUGGCAGUUGCAGGAGGAAAAGCGAUUCGUUUAAAACAGAAAUCACUCACACACAAAAAAAAAUGUGAGAGUUUUAAUAUAAAAUAUUUUCUGGAAGAAAUAUUGUUGGCGGAUAUCUCGGAUUUUGUCUGCCGGCAGACCACCGAAUUCUCCAGGACCAGUAAAGGUGUUCAAGUGCAAACGUCCAUGUGUGCGCGAGUGUUGUGAUACUAUGUUGAGGACAUCCCUGUGGUGUGGACAAGAUGGCCCGUAAACGCGGUCGGAUGACCAGGACAGGCUGGUUUGUCCUGGUCUUAAGCAUUCACUGGAUACUGCUGCUACAGUGCUGCUGCGUGGCAUCUUGGAUGUAUCUUGGAGUAGCCUCUCUGGCCGGCUCGGUCCAUGACGACACCUGCAGCGAGGUGCCAGGACUCGUGCGUGAGCAGCUAGAGGUGUGCAAGGACAACCCGGAGUCCCUAUUGUGCAUCAGCGAGGGCGCCCGGAGGGGAAUUUUGGAGUGUCAGAGCCAGUUUCGAUUUGAGAGGUGGAACUGUUCUACGGAGAAGAAUUAUACCGUGUUUGGGCCUUUGUUACGGAAAGGUACAAAAGAAACAGCGUUCGUGUAUGCUGUGUUGAGUGCCGGCGUGGUGCACUCAGUGACCCAGGCCUGCUCAGUGGGGAAUCUCACCGACUGCUCCUGUGAUAUGUCCAGGUACGGCGAGGCGGACGUGGAAGGCUGGAAGUGGGGCGGCUGUUCUGACAACGUCAACUACGGCCUGUGGUUCAGCGAGACCUUUGUGGACGCCCCGGAGUCCGCCACUCAGACAGGCAGGAACAUACGCAGCCUCAUGAACCUGCACAACAACGCGGUGGGACGGAAGACCGUGGAGAAGCUGAUGUCCCGCCAAUGCCGAUGUCACGGCGUGUCGGGCUCAUGUGCUGUCAAGACCUGCUGGCGAGGACUCCCGGCCUUCAAAGACAUCGGUCAGUACCUCAAAAACUGCUACGAACGUUCUGUUCGUCUGGCCGGCCGCUCGAAGCGGAGGCUCCGGCGGAAGGAGAAGGCUCGGCGUCGAGAGCCGAUUACUAACGAAGAGCUUGUGCACUUAUCGAGGUCACCGAACUACUGCCGGAACAACCCGAAGAGAGGGAUUCUGGGUACGACGGGACGCCGGUGUAACCGGACGGCGAACGGGGCAGAGAGCUGCGACUUGCUGUGUUGUGGGCGUGGCUAUAACACGCAGGUCGUCAGACACGUAGAAAGAUGCCGGUGCAAGUUCCAUUGGUGUUGUUACGUUGAGUGCAAGACUUGUGAAACUUUGGUUGACAUUCAUACCUGCAAGUGACAGCACCUGCGUCACUGUCAAUCGAAAAGUGUUGGAUUUUGUGUAUAUAUUAUAAUCCAAGAGAAACAAGAAAUGGCGUGGCGUGCACAUUGAAACUCGUUGUCCGUGAAGAAGGAAUUCUGUCACUGCGACUGAAUUCCUUCCUGACUUUAAGAGUGUGCACUUGUGAUUAGAAGUAUACCGUGACAGGACAUGUGGUGAAGUGUCAUUUACAUAAUGGAGCACCUUGCGCCGCCGAGUUUCCGACAAAAGUUUUAAAGCGCAUGCGGUCUGUCUCUUCUUGAGGAAACCUUUCACUGAGUCUGGCAUGGAUCACCGAUGGUCGAUCAUUUAACUCAGGAGAGCUGUGCGUGAUCUUAAAUGUAUGCAGGUCCAAUUGAAUUUAUGGAAGAUAUUGGUGGUGCAUGAAGUCCCCGAACAACAGCUUUGAAAACUGCUGACCACGGAGUUGUAACUCAUUCUAAAGCCGAAAUUGAAACGUUCCCUCACAACCUCUCAAACAAUGUAUCCGAGGACAAGUUUGGUAACACUAUUUUACACUGAAGGAAACCAUUUUUCGAGCGAUGCCAGUAUUGCUCUGUGAGAACAAUAUAUUAGCCUACCAUCAACGCCAAUUCUCUUGGCUGAAGUACUUUUCAGUGGCCCUUGUGAACAUCCUGUGCUUUUAUUGUAUAAUCGAAAGCAGGAGUUUGCAAUACGAUGUGAUAGGAAAUGAUAAAUCCUAGCAAGAGCAUACUUAAACACUUGACGUGAAUCAGUUUGUACCGACGGAGCUGCUUCUACCAAGUCUUUAUGUUUGAAAAAUUAAAGACUAGUGGUGUUGUAUUUCAUUUGUCAGGCGUUGCAUGUUUUAGUGUAGAAAUAUUCUCAGCAUGACAUGACCAGCCCUUGUUGAAUGUGUCACAAAAAUCUGACCUUUUUCUGCUAGAAAUGCUGGACUUUUGACAACGUACUGAUUUUGAAAAGAAAAUUAUUAAGGGCAUUCAGUGGUCACCCAAAAAGGGGCAUGGGACCACCCUGCUUAUACUAGAUCUAUACCAAUAAUACCACACUAUUAAAUGUAGAUGCAAAAUUUUAAAAGUCACCGACAAAGAGGAAUUUGGCUCUUUCGACGAGCUGGUCACCAAAGUGUGGCUUAUUCCCAUUUAAAUACUCGGUGAAGCCUUCUCUUUCGGAGUGCAGCCUUCUUGGUCCAGUCUGAAAACUGCACAUGAGUACACCUCAGAGACAAUUAUUUUCUUCAUUUUAGAAAUUCUGGUUCCACCUUUGUUUUGGGAAUCUCUGUCAUGAUUUUUGGGAACUUUUCCUAUGAAGUUGGACUUUUCCAAAAUGUACUUCACUUUAGAUACGAAAGUCCCUUCAUGUUUACUUUUAAAAAAACAAUUAAUACCACAUGUCAUUUGACCGGUGUAAUCACUUCUGGCAGUAUUUGGGACUCUGACAGGCGUGAUCAAAUCCCAGAGGAUUGUGGACUCCUGAGUCCUGUUCAAGAAUCUGAGAACUUCAGCAUGGACAUUCAGUGCGCUAUUUCUACCCAUCGUGGCUUUGUGUAGGUACACGCCCAUGCUUUCGAAAAGCGGAAUGUCGUGCUUUCGUUACUGUCACCAGCUGCAUAAAUGAUGUUAAGUAGACGGGGGAGCUCUGGCAGACGCAGCCCGAGAACACUCAGAGCAACAAUAAUGCAUUGUGGCAUACAGUAUAGCACCUUGCAAUGUACCACUCUUCAUUAAGUGUUUGUAACUCUUGUGGCGAGAGUUUGUUCUUCAGAGAAGCUGUUUUGUGAAUAGAUGAUCUUUAGAUUCAAUCCGAAUCGGACUGCAGGUUACUUUCUCGAGUUCCAACUGAGAGUGUAAAGUUUUCCACAAUUAGAGAGUGUAAAUUACUGUCUUGAGGAAGUCUUUACGGACAAUCUUUAUCAGUAAGCCUUCAACGUAUCGGCUGGCCGUUAGGGUAGUUCGCAUCUAGCUGCACUGCGCUACGAGCGACCCUGGUUCGAAUCCCCAACGAGGCAUUCUUGAACUUGAGUUGUUGGGGCUGUUUUCAAGCUGAUGUGUGGUUCUGUUUUGUCGGAGAUGGACUUUAGAUUCGCCUGACCCACCUCAAAAGUAAUCUUAAAGAGUUGAAAUAAGCAUUAACAAAUCUAGCCAGACCAGCAUCGGCAGCUCAGAAUCAUGGAUCCUAGCGAAGCCGUCUCAGCACACUUGGUUGUUUUUUUUGCCUUUGAUUGUGAUGAGCUACGACCCUGGGGACCGCAUCACGACUGUGCAACAUGGUGGACCAAAAGCCCUUGGGCUCUGCCAACUGUUUAGCAGUCCAGGUGACCGUAAACGAGCAACUUCGUUUGUAUGGACGACUGGUAUUUCACUUACGUGAAGAAGAAGAAGAAGAAGAAGAAGAAGAAGAAGAAGAAGAAGAAGAAGAAGAA
Messenger RNA from Aplysia californica (California sea hare), 4378 nucleotides. Its product is annotated as protein Wnt-16. The record is from RefSeq and is a predicted model, not a curated record. Lineage: Eukaryota; Metazoa; Mollusca; Gastropoda; Aplysiida; Aplysiidae. Gene Ontology annotation, molecular function: cytokine activity; frizzled binding. Gene Ontology annotation, biological process: multicellular organism development; cell fate commitment; neuron differentiation. Bases 871 to 1953 code for a protein of 360 amino acids. The transcript is spliced from 5 exons. Gene Ontology annotation, cellular component: extracellular region.